AUGGCACCCGCAAGGACGACCGAGGUUGAUUUCACUCAAUUCUACAACAUCGUCAACGGUGAGAAGCGAAGCAGCAAGGAAUUCCUCCACGGGUUCAACCCAUCGACUCAGCAGGAUCUAUGGGAUGUCCCGAUUGCGAGCGCUAAAGACAUUGAGGACACGAUCCAGGCCGCGAAGACUGCCUUCAAAUCAUGGAGCAAAACGACCCUCCAGGAGAGAUCGGUCCUGUUGAAAAAAUAUGCGGCGGCCAUCAAGCCAUAUCUUGGGGACCUUGGAGAUUUGGUCAUGAAGGAAAUCGGCAAGCCGAAAGGCUUUGCUCACCAUGAAGCUCAUUAUGCCUGUGCCGAGGCUUUUGAAUUUUUCACAAACUUGACGCUUGAAGAUGAGGUAGUCCAAGGCGAAGACCGAGAGUAUGUCCUGAGAUACCAGCCCUUGGGCGUGGUGGCUGCCAUAUGCCCUUGGAACUAUCCUCUUGGACAGGCAACCAUGAAGUUCCUCCCUGGUCUGAUGGCCGGAAACACCGUCAUCGUAAAGCCGUCGCCAUUCUCGCCUUAUUCAGCCUUAAAGCUAGUAGAGAUAGCUCAGGGAAUCCUCCCUCCGGGUGUUCUUUCAGUGCUCAACGGGAACGAUAACCUUGGCCCGCUCCUGACCACUCACCCUUCCAUUGCGAAGAUAUCAUUCGCUGGAUCAGUUGCAACUGGCAAGAAAAUCGCAGAAGCGGCGGCGAAGACUCUGAAGAGAGUCACUCUUGAACUUGGAGGAAAUGACGCCACGAUCGUUUGCAAAGACGUCGAUAUCGAGAAAGCUGCUCCUCAGGUUAUCUUGGGCGCUUUCUUCAACACAGGACAAGUCUGCGCGGGAACAAAGCGAAUCUAUAUCCACGAAGACAUCUAUCCCCAGUUCCUUGAAGCCAUAGCGAAGGCUGCGCGGAGUUUCAAAGUCGGGGCCAGCGAUGCGGAGGGUGUGACCAUUGGCCCCGUCCAGAACGAAAUGCAAUAUAACAAGGUCAAGAGCAUUUUUGAAGACUCCAAGACGCAGGGACAUAAGACUAUUGGCAAUGGGGCAGUCAUCGAUAAGAAGGGGUUUUUCUUUGAGCCCACCAUCGUGGAUCAGCCUCCAGCCAACUCUAGAAUCGUAACGGAGGAGCAGUUUGGACCGAUUGUGCCAAGUAUGCCCUGGUCGACGGAAGAGGAGGUGAUUGAGCUCGCGAACGACUCGGAAAUGGGCUUGGGCGCCAGCGUCUGGUCCAACGACUUGGAUCAGGCUACACGAAUCGCGAAGCAGCUGGAUGUUGGGAGUGUUCACAUUAACAGUAUGGAGAAGGUAUCCAUCAAGAUCCCCUUCGGUGGCCACAAGGAAAGUGGUAUCGGUGUUGAAGGUGGACCAGGAGCCAUCAAGACGUACUGCGAUCUUCAGGUUCUGCAUUACUACAAGGCUGGCGAUGCGCAAGUACACUAGACGCUCAUACAUACAGCACAUAAUACAUG
This is a messenger RNA of Mytilinidion resinicola, 1487 nucleotides long. Its product is annotated as aldehyde dehydrogenase-like protein. The transcript is spliced from 6 exons. The record is from RefSeq and is a predicted model, not a curated record. Bases 1 to 1458 code for a protein of 485 amino acids. NCBI's taxonomy places the organism in Eukaryota, Fungi, Ascomycota, Dothideomycetes, Mytilinidiales, Mytilinidiaceae. Gene Ontology annotation, molecular function: aldehyde dehydrogenase (NAD+) activity.